Molecule: messenger RNA, 811 nt
Organism: Dimorphilus gyrociliatus
Lineage: Eukaryota; Metazoa; Annelida; Polychaeta; Dinophilidae
Source: the annotation of a GenBank genome assembly
AAAUAUGAACUUGAAGAUGAAGUGCCUAAUUGUUUUAGUAGCUCUUACAACCUUGGCUAUUGCCAAACCAGCAGCCAGAAUUGUUGGUGGAGAAGAUGUUGAUCCUCCAGGAAAGUACCCAUGGCAAGGAUCUCUACAAAGUUUCUCUGACUUCCACAGUUGCGGCACUGUUGUUAUCUCAAACAAAUAUGUUUUAACUGCUGCUCAUUGCGUAAUUAGCCAAAGUCCAGCCACCAGAAAGGUUGUUUUGGGAAUGCAUGACAAAGACACUCGUCUAGAAGGAAAUCCAACAGACUACAACAUCGAAAGAAUUGAUAACCAUCCUUUGUAUACUUCUGGACCCCCAACUUAUUGGGCUAAUGAUGUUGCUGUUUUGACCAUCGAAGGAACUAUCGAUUUGACCGAUCAAUAUGUCAGCGCUAUUGGCAUGGCCGAUGAAAACUCUCCAGAUUUCUCUGACAAUGAAGAUUGUCAUAUUACUGGAUGGGGCAGAACCCGAGGAGGUGGUCCUUCACCAAACAUCCUUCAAGAAGCCAACAUCGAUGUUCUUUCUCCUGCAGAAUGCAGAGCUAACAGACCCGGACAAAUCUAUGACUACCAUAUCUGUGUUGGAAAGAGAUUUACUGCCGAUCAAGGAGCUUGCCAAGGAGAUUCUGGUGGUCCUUUGUCCUGCCGUCACAACGGUAACUGGGUUGUUGCUGGUAUUACUUCAUGGGGAAAUAGUUUCUGCGCCACUACUCAAGCCUCUGUCUACGCUAGAGUUGGAUUCUCUGGAAUCAGAUCCUUCAUCAGAGAAAUCACCAAUAUGUAA